AUGCUCGUCGAGCUGAAGAACGGCGAGACCCUCAACGGCCACCUUGUCAACUGCGACACGUGGAUGAACCUGACGCUGAAGGAGGUGGUCCAAACAAGCCCUGAAGGCGACAGAUUCACAAGAUUACCGGAAGCAUACGUGAAGGGAAACAACAUCAAAUACCUACGCGUACCCGACGAGAUCAUCGACAUUGUGAAGGAGCAACAAGCAAACCACCAGGGUGGAUUCCGGGGCGGACGGGGCGGCCAGAACCGCGGCGACCACGGCGGAAGGGGCGGAGAUCGGGGCGGCCGUGGGAGAGGCCAGGGUCGCGGGCGCGGAAGGGGAAGAGGAUAG
Messenger RNA from Diaporthe batatas, 336 nucleotides. RefSeq lists its product as uncharacterized. The coding region runs from base 1 to 336 and encodes 111 amino acids. Gene Ontology annotation, molecular function: U6 snRNA binding. The transcript has 3 exons. Lineage: Eukaryota; Fungi; Ascomycota; Sordariomycetes; Diaporthales; Diaporthaceae. The record is from RefSeq and is a predicted model, not a curated record. Gene Ontology annotation, biological process: nuclear-transcribed mRNA catabolic process; mRNA splicing, via spliceosome; P-body assembly. Gene Ontology annotation, cellular component: spliceosomal tri-snRNP complex; U6 snRNP; P-body.